CGGGCCCUUUAGCUGUGGGAUCUCCGGCUGACGUUCUGGUGGCAGGCUCUAAGAACUUCUGCUUCCUGCUCCUUCUCCGGGUCCCACGACUUAUGAAUCGAUUGCUCUCGGUGCGGCCGCUGUUUCGGGGCCGGCUCCUCCUCGUUACGAACACUUUGACCUGCGGGGCCCUCAUGGCCGGGGGGGACGGUUUGCGGCAAGCCUGGGAGCGACGGCUCUCUAAGGGUGCCCCCGGGCCGCCACGGCCCAUCGACCUGUGGCGCACUGGACGUAUGUUUCUGAUAGGCUGUAGCAUGGGCCCCUUCCUCCACUACUGGUACCAGUGGCUAGACAAAAUCUUCCCUGCGAUGGGAUUUAAAGACAUUCAAAUCAUCUUCAAGAAGGUGCUCCUUGACCAGCUUAUAGCAUCUCCUCUCUUGUGUGCAUGGUAUUUCCUGGGUAUGGGGACUUUAGAGGGCCAGAACCUGGACAAUACCUGCCAAGAGUUGCGGGAGAAAUUCUGGGAGGUCUACAAGGCUGAUUGGACUGUGUGGCCAGCAGCCCAGUUGGUGAACUUCCUGUAUGUGCCUGCCCAGUACCGAGUGAUCUAUGUGAACAGCUUGACAUUGGGUUGGGACACCUACCUCUCCUACCAAAAGCACCGGGAGCCUCGCUCUGGCUGUGUGAGCCUGGCCUCCCGAACCAACUGAGAGACUGGAGAAUCCAAACACUUGGCAGUGAUGUCACAGCAGGCCCAAGCAGGGGCAUCUAGGACUGGCAGUAACCCCCAGAUCUCCAAAGGACCACUGGAGGCUAAAAACCUAAUCAAAGAUUGUCAUGUAACUUGUGAUUUAUCAUGUCAAGGGAAAAAAGAGGAAUAUGUAUGGAGUGGGCUCAUGCCUUGAGUCUUCCAAGCCAUAGCAUUCCAAGUGGGACCCUGUUUCUCUGGAGAGGAACCAGGAACCUCCUGGACCAAGGGCUGGCUGGCAGGCACGGAAGGGCUAUUCUGCACAUCUUCACAAGAUCGGCGUCCACUGUGAAAGCAUCACGCUUAGCCUUCCUGAGAUAUACUGCACCUCAGGAUGUACUGAUGAAGAGGCUUUGGGAUCAAGGGCCAAAGAAGGAACAGAUGGGCUGAUAGCUUUGUGCUUCCUUGACCCCCAGACCAGAAAGUGAAAAUCAUGGCAGCCCUUGGGUGGCUCUGGGCCGGGGCAGGGCCAGACCUGGCAAGUGCAACUGUUGCCUUCUCCCGAGGGGAGCCUGAGCUGUUUGGUCCCCUGAUCUUAGCAGCAGGUAGGAGGCUUGCUCUAGAAUGGAAGAGUUUGGGCUAAUAAAGAUUCUAUCCCAGAUGUUGUA
Gracilinanus agilis (Agile Gracile Mouse Opossum) is the source of this 1335-nucleotide messenger RNA. It is a transcript of the gene MPV17L2, whose product is annotated as MPV17 mitochondrial inner membrane protein like 2. Gene Ontology annotation, cellular component: cytoplasm; membrane. The transcript is spliced from 5 exons. Gene Ontology annotation, biological process: mitochondrial ribosome assembly. The record is from RefSeq and is a predicted model, not a curated record. Lineage: Eukaryota; Metazoa; Chordata; Mammalia; Didelphimorphia; Didelphidae. Bases 93 to 689 code for a protein of 198 amino acids.